Messenger RNA from Vitis vinifera (wine grape), 1241 nucleotides. RefSeq lists its product as uncharacterized. NCBI's taxonomy places the organism in Eukaryota, Viridiplantae, Streptophyta, Magnoliopsida, Vitales, Vitaceae. The record is from RefSeq and is a predicted model, not a curated record. The transcript is spliced from 3 exons. The coding region runs from base 340 to 1155 and encodes 271 amino acids.
GAAGUCUCUAAAAUAUUGAUAUGUCAGAGCUUCAGUGCUUAGCAUAAUCUCGACUGACUCUCCUUUCCGUUCACAGUUUUUCUGCCCUUAGCCGGCGGUAGACAAUUACCAACGAGUGAUUCCGACGAACAGGGGCAAUUGCAUAAAAUUAUAUAGGUAAUAUAGAAUGAUAAAUGGAAGAUGUACAUGUGAAAGGAUGCUGAGAAGAAUGCAGAAACCCUAACAGCACUCUGUUGAUUCAAAUUUUUUUUUGGAUAUUUAGAUUUAUUUAAACUACUGAACUUCGCUUGUGCCCAACCAGGAAUAUCCCACUUCAAAAAAUUCAAAAAAUUCUCUUCAAUGAAUGCUCUGUUCUUUUCUUCGUCUCCCCUCCUCGCCACCCCUUCCCGAAAAGCCCCACCUUUUAUUCCCCUACGGCAUCAUUGUUAUAGCCAUUAUAGUAGUUAUCAUCGUGGCAAUUACCCAUCUUUUCCUUUACUCUCAUCUUCGAUUCAUAGAUUAACUGUUGGUGCUGCCACUCCUUCAAAUGAGGAAGCUGUAUCUGUUAUUGAUUUUGAAGAUUUUAUGGAGAAAGAUUGGUCAUUUCUCGACUCCGAUGGUACAAAUUCUGAAGAGGAGCAUAAGCAAAAGACUGAUUGGAUAAUCUCUAAAGGGAAUAUUGGAGAGAAUUCUAGGGUUUUGGUUUCCACUGGAGCGGAGGAGUUUGUGGAUCAGUUGGUUGAUUCAUCACCCUGCCAACUUUUGCUUGUUGUCCAUGACUCACUCUUUGUACUAGCAGGAAUUAAAGAAAAAUAUGACAAGGUUAAGUGUUGGCAGGGAGAGCUAAUAUAUGUCCCGGAGAAAUGGACACCUUUUGAUGUUGUUUUUCUCUAUUUUCUGCCUGCCUUGCCCUUUGAACUUGAUCGAAUCUUUGGAGAGCUUGCGAAGCGAUGUUUGCCGGGGGCAAGAGUGGUUAUCAGCCAUCUUCAGGGGAGGGAAGUGCUAGAGCAGCAACGAAGACAAUAUCCAGAUGUGAUAAUCUCUGACUUGCCUGAUAAGAUGACUUUACAGAAGGUUGCUGCUGAUCAUUCUUUCGAGAUGACUGAAUUUGUUGAGGAACCCAGUUUUUAUCUUGCUGUUUUGAACUUCCGCGAGGUGAGAAACUCAAAGGAUUAGGUUUUUUCUCUUCUCAAACCUGAUUUCCUGUAACAACUUCAUGUGCAAGACUUGUGAGUUUAAUGGACAAACACUACAUUCACAAA